AUGAUUAUUGUCCAGGAGCUCGCGCUCCUCGAGCUUUCGUUUUUUGCCUGCUGGACCACGUCGUUCACGGUGUUGCCCAAUGGGGACCACCAGCUCCUUUCUUCGGCGAUCCGCUCGCCACUCCUCCGGGCAGCUCGCUGCGCCCUCUCGUCGUUCCGCCCGCCCUCCGGGGUCUCUUACGCGGUGAUCCGCUCACUGCUUCCUUCUCAACCCGGCCCCCCGCUCGGCCGCAUCAUGCUCACUCCAUCCCUUCUCCUCGGGCCGGCCCGCCCGCCCUCGAUGGAUCCGCUCGCCAUCACUCCUCCUUUGGGCCCGGGCGCCGGUGCCGGCCCCCGUUUGGGUGCAAUCACUUCCCUUUGGGCCGAUCCUCACGCUCAGCCUCCCGAGCCUCCGGCUCUCCGCUUCACUCUCCUUCCUGGCUUGAGCUCGGCCCACCGGUCGCGCGAGAGAGCGCACAGCGAGCAGAGACACGCAGGCAGCGGGCGCAGAGAGAUCGACAAGAUCGUCUCAUACUAG
Molecule: messenger RNA, 516 nt
Organism: Dichomitus squalens LYAD-421 SS1
Lineage: Eukaryota; Fungi; Basidiomycota; Agaricomycetes; Polyporales; Polyporaceae
Exons: 2
Coding region: 1-516 (171 amino acids)
Source: RefSeq, a predicted model, not a curated record